This is a messenger RNA of Drosophila obscura, 1178 nucleotides long. It is a transcript of the gene Arpc2, whose product is annotated as actin-related protein 2/3 complex subunit 2. Bases 79 to 984 code for a protein of 301 amino acids. Gene Ontology annotation, cellular component: actin cytoskeleton; Arp2/3 protein complex. The record is from RefSeq and is a predicted model, not a curated record. Gene Ontology annotation, biological process: Arp2/3 complex-mediated actin nucleation; actin filament polymerization. Lineage: Eukaryota; Metazoa; Arthropoda; Insecta; Diptera; Drosophilidae. Gene Ontology annotation, molecular function: structural constituent of cytoskeleton; actin filament binding. The transcript has 9 exons.
CAUUACUCCCACGUUUUGUCUUAAAUUAAAAGGAAUUAACGCUCAGAACCCAUUCUUUAAAUAAAGCCACCGCUCAUCAUGAUCUUGCUGGAAAUCAAUAAUCGGAUUAUAGAGGAGACACUCCUGGUCAAAUACCGCAACGCCCAGGCUGGACUAAAGCCAGAAUCGAUAGACAUACGAAUAGCAGACUUCGAUGGCGUACUCUAUCACAUUUCGAAUGUGAAUAAUGAUAAAACCAAAGUGAGGAUCAGCAUAUCGUUAAAGUUCUACAAACAGCUGCAAGAGCAUGGGGCCGACGAGCUGCUGAAGCGUGAAUAUGGCAGUCUGCUAACUGACACAGAAGAAGGCUACAAUGUUUCUGUACUUAUAAAUCUCGAGGAAAUCCCCGAGGACUGGGAGCAAAUUGCAAAGAGAAUUGGACUGCUGAAGCGCAACUGUUUUGCCUCUGUCUUUGAAAAGUAUUUCGACUUCCAGGAGCAAGGAGAAGAAGGACAAAAGCGUGCCGUAAUUAACUACCGCAACGAUGAGACUUUGUACGUGGAAGCCAAGCCAGAUCGUGUCACCGUUGUUUUCAGCACUAUCUUCCGUGAUGAGGACGACGUUAUAAUUGGCAAAGUAUUUAUGCAGGAAUUGAGAGAAGGGCGUCGUGCUUCUCACACAGCCCCGCAAGUGCUCUUCACGCACCGAGAACCGCCUCUGGAAUUGGCCAACACGGAUGCCAGAGUGGGCGACAACAUUGGCUAUGUCACAUUUGUACUUUUCCCUCGGCAUACCAACAAAGAAACUAGGGACAAUACCAUCAAUCUAAUACAUAUGUUCCGAGAUUAUUUGCAUUACCACAUCAAGUGUUCAAAGGCCUACAUUCAUUCCCGCAUGCGUGCAAAAACCUCGGACUUCCUCAAGGUGCUAAAUCGUGCAAGGCCUGAACCCAAGAAUACGGAGAAGAAAACUAUAACGGGGAGAACAUUCAAACGCAUGGAAUGAUGCGUGCAGUAUGUUUAGUUGUUUUUAUAUACAUAAAUAUAAAAAAAAAAUUGUCUAUUCACAUGCAAAAAGUGAACAUACGCGAUGCUUAGGCAAAGCAAUAGAAACCCCUGCAGAACAGGAAAGACAAAUAGUAGAGAAAAGAAAGUAUUGGAAACUGAAAGUUAAGGCUAAGUGUAAGCUCAGCAACAUAA